Drosophila arizonae is the source of this 541-nucleotide messenger RNA. RefSeq lists its product as uncharacterized. Lineage: Eukaryota; Metazoa; Arthropoda; Insecta; Diptera; Drosophilidae. The record is from RefSeq and is a predicted model, not a curated record.
CAAGUCAUUAACGAACGAAGGCCUCAACAUGGAGGUUCUCUGCAAAAUUUUUGUGCUUUUUGCACUGUUAUUCAGCGCAACGACAUCUGAGCCCAUUCAAUCGAGCCUAUCAAAUGAGCUGUUCGAUGCCAUCGUUGGAGAUCUUCAAUUACCCCAAAUUGGUAUACUCAGUGAUUUGGAUCAGUGUACGGCCAAUUUUCAGGUCAGAAAUGUGGAGAUAUUAAUGAAUGCGGGCAACAAGCUGCGUCAGUGCGCCAAUUUGGAUCAAACCCAGUUGCAGAGCUAUUUGCAACAGCCGAGCUCCGAUGGAGUGAGGGCUGCCUUCCAGCAGCAGCUGGCCGGUUGCAGCACGCGUAAAUGCUAUACGGAUUCGGUCAUGAAUCUGUUUGUCGGUGUGCGUCCCAUGCUGAAGCAAUUCUGGCUGACGGAACGCUGUGUCAUGUAUGAAAUCAGCAGAACUCUGCAUGCACUCGAAAGGUCAUUCGGAGUCCUUGAAUAUUGCAUUGGAAGUGCUUUUGCACCCUCUUGGAACUCAAGCACC